This is a messenger RNA of Adineta steineri, 503 nucleotides long. The record is from the annotation of a GenBank genome assembly. NCBI's taxonomy places the organism in Eukaryota, Metazoa, Rotifera, Eurotatoria, Adinetida, Adinetidae.
AUGCCGUUCUGGAAGAAAGAUCCUGUUAAAAAAGAAAUUUAUACCAAUGUCGCGGAAGGUUUACGACAGGUAUAUAAAGCAAAAUUAUUACCAUUAGAAGAAGCAUAUAGAUUUCAUGAAUUUCAUUCACCACAACUUGAUGAUAGUGAUUUUUCAGCUAAACCAAUGGUACUUCUUGUCGGACAGUAUUCCGUUGGUAAAACAACUUUUAUCCGUUAUUUAUUAAAUGAAGAUUUUCCAGGUAUUCGUAUUGGACCAGAACCAACAACUGAUUCAUUUAUUGCAAUUAUGAAUGCUGAUCGUUCCGGUACGAUUCCCGGUAAUGCCUUAGUUGUUGAUCCAUCAAAACCGUUUCGACCAUUAUCAAAAUUUGGCAAUGCUUUUUUAAAUCGUUUCGUUUGUUCACAAUUACAUAAUGAAAUUUUAGAAACUGUUACAUUUAUCGAUACACCUGGCAUAUUAGCAGGUGAAAAACAACGUGUUGAUCGUGGUUAUGAAUUUAC